AUGGCGGCCGCGAUGUUCCGGAGCCUGUUGGUCUCCGCGGCCCAGCAGCGGCCUCCGGCCCCGGGCCCGGGCGGGACCCCGCGGGAGCAGCCGCCCGGCGGCCCCGCCCCCGACACGCUGGAGGCGCAGUUCAGCUGCCCCAUCUGCCUGGAGGUGUAUCACCGGGCCGUGUGCAUCGCGGGCUGCGGCCACACAUUUUGCGGGGAAUGUUUGCAACCAUGUCUCCAAGUGCCAUCUCCUCUUUGCCCGCUCUGCCGCAUGCCCUUUGACCCCAAAAAGGUGGAGAAGGCCUCCAAUGUGGAGAAGCAGUUGUCCUCCUACAAGGCUCCCUGCAGAGGGUGCAGUAAGAAGGUGACCCUAGCGAAGAUGAGAUCCCACGUUUCAUCCUGCGCUAAGGUUCAAGAGCAGAUGGCCAACUGCCCAAAGUUCGUUCCAGUGGUCCCAACUUCCCAGCCCAUUCCCAGCAAUAUUCCAAACCGUUCCACUUUUGUCUGCCCUUACUGUGGAGCCCGGAACCUGGACCAGCAGGAGCUGGUCAAGCACUGCAUGGAGAACCACCGCAAUGACCCCAACAAAGUGGUGUGCCCAGUCUGUUCAGCGAUGCCCUGGGGGGACCCCAGCUACAAGAGCGCCAACUUCCUGCAGCAUCUCCUACACAGGCACAAGUUCUCCUAUGACACCUUUGUGGACUAUAAUAUCGAUGAAGAAGCAGCGUUGCAGGCUGCGUUGGCGCUCUCCCUCUCGGAGAACUGAAGGCGACUGCUGAGCAGCGGCGUGGAUCCUUUGCACAGGUCGCCUUUCCGCUAGGAGAGGUGUGACACUUGUUAAUCCCUCUGCAUUCCCUAGAGAUUAGGCAGCCCAUCUCUGGUUAAAUCGCACCUUGUUUAAUAAGGUGGAAUCUUUCGUUGCACAAUGAAAUGGUGAGCGAGCAUGAUCUGGUGAGAGUGACACCUGCUGGAUGGGAAGAGGCAAAGGCGACCUUACCAAAUGUUUGUUUUUUCCAAUUGGGCAUUUCAUCUCCAUAUACGGAGUAUAUAUCUCUCUCUAUUUAUUAUUAGAUGCUUUUUGGCACCGUUGCUCCUCUUAUUUGUUGCAGUUAAUGGGUACGUAAAACAACGAUGCAUUUUAUGUAAAAUGCCCUAGCGUUCAAUUCUUAUCAUCCAGGGGUGGUGGUUGUUUUUUUAAAGCGUUGAGCGUUUUUGAACCUCGUAAGAGUAUUUAUUGAGAUGUUGGCCCUCCACCCUCCCGAGGGCAUGAGCGGUCUGUUGCUCAGCUCUGUUGCCGCUGCUCACGGAAGGCCAGAGGCAACGAAGCGCAUUGGGCUAAAUCUGGGAGCGAAUCGGCUGCGCUCAGAUACCGUGAUGACAGGUCUAUUAAAAAGAGCUAGGUAGAAAUGGGAAGGAAUCCUGAACUGUCCUGCCACUGGCAUUCUUUCACCUUGCUCAUUUUGUACUGGCUUUUGUGAUACUAGAGUUCUUGCAUUUUUUCUACAUUAAUCGGUGUGAGACCUUUUCACGUUUUAUAGAGCAAAAAAAAGCAGUUACUCUUCAUAUUGCAAUAUUUGUGUUUGACUAGGAACAAUAGUAUUUUUAUGGAACCUUAUUAAGAAAAAAAUUAUAUUUUUUAAACACAUGCUGUGGAUUCAAGAACUGGUGGGGUGGGGAACUGCUGGAACCUGGAAUUGAGAGGGGGCUCUUUUCCAUUCGCGCCUGAGCAACAGAAAGGUUGCAUUGUUCCGUAUUUAUUUUGGGGGGUCAAUUACUUUUUUUUUUUUGCAAAUAAAGAUGCUGAUGUGCAGCCAUGCUGGAUCAGACAUGUGACCCAAGCAUGGGAGGGCGGUACUCGGAGUUACUCACCAGGCAUUAACGGGGGUGUUGGUCAAUGGAUCAAGUCCACUUCUGAAAGAAAAUAAAACCUGUGAAUAAGCUAUAAGCUGUGUGUGUCUCCAAGAUGCAAAGCCCUGUGAGUUGUACAGCAGAGGGGGUGUUCGCUGGGGCAACAGCCCCAUUAGCAUUACCAAGGAGCGGGCCAGUUAGCGUCUCGACUCCAGGCUGUUCAUUCGCUUCUGUCGGCAUGGACGGGCUGUUUGGCUGGGAUUGUGAGGGGGCUGAUCUGGUCCUAGCUUGGCAGACCUCAGUUCAGCAGUGGUCUGGUGUUUAGAAGUACAUGCAGUACAGCAUGACAAGCAGGCUGCCUUCCACUAUUAGUACUAACUUUAGGUCUCUUAAAGCUUUUGAUUGAUCCAUGAGUGCUAAUGUGUGUGAAUAUGGCGCCUAUAGUGUGCAAAUCCAGCCUCGGGCUGUGGCAUGUAAACUGGAGUUAGGGACUCAGAUUCUAGUCCCCUGUGGAGAAGGAAACCGAUGCUCCUCAGCAGCCGUCCAGAGAUUGGUUGGGUCUCUGUGAUCCUGGGGCAAAGAUUCGGGAGCUCACCGGGAGUGACACCAGUAGGAUAAUUUAUAAUAAACGUCACGCCCCAGAUUUUUUUUUCUGUUACAACUGUAAUUUUACAGCAUUAAAUCUUAUAAGGACAUGACUGCAAAACUCUCCAUUGGUGUGGAGUUACACCCAGCAUCUGGUGCUGGCCCCGUCUGAGACAGGGACACAACUCAACGGGCCCUUUGUCUGAGAGCGUGGCAGGUCCUGAAAUCAGAUAGAGAUCUGUUUGUAACCAACCAUUACAUACUGUGGGGUGGCUGAAACUUUGGCCUAGCUGCAUGCAUUCUUCCUUGGGGCCAGGAGGCUGUCUGGGCAUGCUCAGUUCCAUGCUCUUGCUGCAGUGUAGAAUCAGACCAGCUUAGUCUUUCUGCACUGUGAAGAUCACUUCCUCGUUUGCUCCUCAGACGCUGCAGGCGCCUCUCUGGGGAUAGGGCAGAUCUGACCAAAGGUUUGGGCUGAGCCUGUUUUUAAGGGAGUUGAAAUUCAUUUUGGAAUAGUAUGGCUAGCAAAGAAUGCUGGGAAACAGAAUGACUGGAGCAGGGUGCUCUCUCCAUGGCAGGGAGACGUGUGUAUUCAGUUAACUUGUCCAGCCAGCGCGGUUAGGAAGGAACUGCUGGGAGUUUUGACAGUGCAUUUCCCUGUCUAGUUUCUGCCCAGGUCUGUGACUUAAAUGUCAUUGGUGACAUUGCAUUGACUGUCGUUCAGUGGGUCUAUGUAAUACUGGUUUAAACCACCUCCUUGUACUGACUUGAGCCCUGAUGUUCCCUACCUUAGAUGCCAAGCCUCAGACUGAUGCUGCACACAGCCCCUUUCUUCCCAGCCAAGGAGAACUGGCCGCUUGUCAGUGGGCCAGUUCCCAUCCUAACUGACCUCUGGGAUCCCCAUUGCUGGAUCCUCCUUUCUGUAGGGACUGGACAUCCUACUCCACAGCACAAAACAAAGUUCCUGGCUGGUAUCCCCCAGCCCCUCUGUUGAUGAGCUCUGGGGAAGAGCCCUGUGGGAGGCAGGGCAAAAUCCAUCUAGGACCAUUUCAUUUCCCGUCUGCUAAGAGACAUCCUGUAGCCUCCCUAGCUAUAAAGCCAAAACGGGUAAAUCACAUACGGUCCUGCUUAGCAAGCUGGAACCCAGCACCCGCCUUUUCUAGGGAGCUGGGAGCUUCUCUCCUCCAGUGCCCUGGGAGGGGCAGUCCUGGUUAGGAACACAACCCAGCAAUAGAUACCUUGUCCACUCGCAACCUGUUGUGAAAUGUGAAGGGGCAGGAUUCAUCAGGUGCUGCGAUUCGCUCAUCCCAUGGGUGUUUGGGUGAUGCUGCACUUUCACAUUCAGGGUGUUUCAAGCCAGAAGAGGCCACUAGAACCUCUAGUCUGACCUAUGUAACGCAGGCCAUUAAACUUGUCCAAGCAUGAGGGGUUGGGUGGCUGGUGGCCAUGUGUUGGCCUCUUGGAAGGGGACCUUUCCUCCAUCUAUCUCGCUGUUCUUGCUUUAGCCGUUUUGCUUUCUGGCUCUGUGCCUGGUUCCUGUCCUUUCCCAUCACCGUUCAAAUCGGUCUCAUCACUGGAUUGCUUUUUUGUUCUCUAUUUGCUCUUUUAUCCUGUGACCUUUGUUAUUUGCCACCUGACCUAUCUCGAGUCCUUCCAUCUGCAGCAGUGCAGGAAGCUAUCCUAUAACCCCACCCAAGGGAAGGAGCAUUGCAGCUUGCUGACCUUCCAGCUCUUGGUCUCCCAAUAUGGACACAUUCUGCUACUAAAGUCCCUGGUUUAUGGUGGUCUAAUCUCUAGCACACUGGCUGAAGGCCACCUGGCGCUGUGGUACCUUGUGGAGGGAUCCCCUCGUUUUCUUAGGUGGGAUCUCCAUCUCCAAACCCUUAUUUAUCACCCUUUGCUCUAGCACACACGGUUAAACCUUUCUCCAGAAGAGCUGAGUGGCUCUGCUUGCCGCUGGUUUUGCCUGCUGACUCCUUUUUCCUUCAUUGCAAAGCAGCUGCCACCUCCCAGCAUGCUAGAACGCCACCUACUUUGCACCUCACUUUGAUAGUCUGGGACCAAUUGGCAGGCACCUAGCACUGGUGCAUUCCCUCUUAGGGAUGGGGUGCUGUGUUGGGUGAAAGUACCACUUCGCACUGACGCCUGUGGACUCUCAGGGGGUGCAUGGCAGCUAGCCAAUCUCCUGGCGUUUGGGAGCUGGCUUGUGCAGACCUUCCUUUCAGCAUUGCUCUGGCUGCAUGGUACUCACCAUCUGGCACCGCACCGUCGCUGCGAGCAGGUCCCCGGCCAUGCCAAAUUGUCUUGGGGGUGAUAUUUUAAACAUCUCAGUAGCCGCUUCGCUCCAAGCUUGAAGCUUAGUUUGUAAGUGGGUUACCCAUCAACGUAACUGAAUGCAAUUCCCUACUGCAAACCCAGGGACUGAUGGAGACUGCCCCCAAAUCACUGCCUUUGCAUGUAAGAUGAGAUUGGACAGGGAAACU
Terrapene triunguis (Three-toed box turtle) is the source of this 4900-nucleotide messenger RNA. Its product is annotated as RING finger protein 166. The transcript has 6 exons. The coding region runs from base 1 to 753 and encodes 250 amino acids. Lineage: Eukaryota; Metazoa; Chordata; Testudines; Emydidae. Gene Ontology annotation, biological process: ubiquitin-dependent protein catabolic process; protein polyubiquitination. The record is from RefSeq and is a predicted model, not a curated record. Gene Ontology annotation, molecular function: ubiquitin protein ligase activity.